Molecule: messenger RNA, 573 nt
Organism: Dermacentor silvarum
Lineage: Eukaryota; Metazoa; Arthropoda; Arachnida; Ixodida; Ixodidae
Product: adenylate cyclase type 3-like
Exons: 4
Biological process (GO): cAMP biosynthetic process; adenylate cyclase-activating G protein-coupled receptor signaling pathway
Molecular function (GO): adenylate cyclase activity
Source: RefSeq, a predicted model, not a curated record
AUGGCUCGCUUCUUAACCGUGUGCUUGGCUAACACCCGCAGGCGCGUGCACAUCUCGGAGCGCACUCUGAGCUUCCUGAACGGAGAGUUCGCCGUGGGACCGGGGGACGGAGGCUCCCGAGAGGAGGCGCUGAGACUCGCAGGCCUCCAGACCUACUUCAUCACCGCGGUCCUCAAGCCGUACCCGGAGGGCACGCUGGACUACGGCAAGCAGCUAGAAGACGGACAGGUGCCCAACGCGGGCGGCGCAGGCGCCGAGGCAUCAUCAAGUGACGAAAAGGAGUACCGGCGUCGCUUGCACAAGGAGCUGCUCGAGAGAGACACCGAAAAGGAGCUACGUGACCACGCCCACCCGGUGAGUCUGUCCUUCCGCGACUCGGAGCUGGAGCGCCAGUUCGCCGGCACCAGCGACAGCUGCAGUUGCGUCUCGCUCGCCGCCUGGCCCCUGGUGGCGCUGGCAUCGGCCGCCGCUUACCCGCUGACGUCGUCGGGUCCCGCGUGCGGUGCCUACCUCGCCGGACUAGUGGCGCUGUGUGCGUUGCUCGCACUCUGCGUGCUGCCCUUCUUCGCAAAG